UCGACCUCAGCAAAUUCAAGAAGUAAAUCAGUAUUGGCCUUGCCAUGCAUGUCGCUAAGCCGCUUUUACAGGCUCGCUUUGGACCCGUCUAAGCCUAAGUUCUCUGAAGAGGAGAAAGCGGCAUUGAAAUCUAACAUUCAAUUGUUACGCGAUGCUAUCGUACUUUUCACCGCUACCGGUGCUGCCCGUGGGGUUAGUGGACAUACAGGUGGCGCCUACGAUACCGUCCCUGAAGUCUGCAUCCUCCUUGCGCUGUUCAAUCACUCGGACACCUAUGUCCCUAUAGUAUUCGAUGAGGCUGGUCACCGUGUUGCUACUCAGUACAUUCUCUCAGUCUUAGAGGGUGCAUUGCCUGCUGAGCAGCUUCUACACUACCGAGAAGCGAAUUCCAAGCUUCCCGGUCAUCCUGAGCUCGGUCUCACUCCGGGAGUAAAGUUCUCUUCGGGACGUUUAGGCCACAUGUGGCCUCUCGUCAACGGUGUUGCCCUCGCGAACAAGGACAAGACCGUCUUCUGUUUAGGAUCCGAUGGUUCGCAGCAAGAAGGGAACGACGCAGAGGCUGCCCGGCUUGCCGUUGCUCAAGGCUUGAAUGUCAAGUUACUCAUUGACGACAACGAUGUCACCAUUGCCGGUCACCCUUCUGAUUACCUCAAGGGCUACGAUGUUACCAAGGUGCUUGAAGGACACGGCCUUAAGGUGAUUACCGUUCAAGGAGAAGACAUCGAUUCUUUGUGGGGUGCCAUCAGUUCCAUUGUCACAACUCCCGGACCCGCGGCUGUCAUCUCUAAGCGCGUCAUGGCGCCAGGUAUUGCUGACAUUGAGGGCAGCACCCAUGGGCACGACGUCAUCCCCGUCAAAAGCGCUAUCAAGUACCUGGAGUCCAGGGGAUACAGCACAUUUGGCGAAAUCCUGCUCAACAUCAAGGGCGCCCCUCAGCCAUUCUCUUACAUUGGCUCUACCAAGGAGACUGGUGCCAACCGGGCCAUUUUUGGUGAUGCUGUCAACCUUGUCCUAGAUGGUCUCAGCAAGGAAGAAGCAGCGAAGAAAGUAAUGGUCAUUGACAGCGACUUAGAGGGAUCGACGGGCUUGAAGGUUAUUCACCAAAAGCACCCGGAGGUCUUCGUCCCAUCCGGUAUCAUGGAACGCGGAAACUUUUCUGCUGCUGCCGGAUUUGGAUUCGAACAUGACAAGUUUGGUGUCUUUUCAACCUUCUCGGCAUUCCUUGAGAUGCUGGUAUCCGAAAUUACCAUGGCUCGGCUUAACCACUGUAAUGUGUUGUGCCAUUUCUCCCAUUCUGGCGUCGACGAAAUGGCGGACAACACGUGCCACUUUGGAAUUAACUCCCUCUUCGCUGACAACGGCCUUUCAGAUGUCGAGUCAUUCUUGUACUUCCCCGCAGACCCAGCCCAGAUGAUCGCUGUCGUGAAGCGCGUCUUCUUCGAACGCGGCCUUCGAUUCGUCUUCUCCACUCGUUCCAAGGUCCCGUAUAUUCUCAAAGAAGACGGCAAGACCAAGUACUUCGGCGACGGUUACAAGUUCGUUCCGGGUAAGGACGAAGUCAUCGUGGAAGGGAAAGCCGGAUACGUGGUUUCGUUCGGUGAGAUGCUCUACCGGUCCUACGACGCCGUGCUGCGUUGCCGGCAGCAGGGUAUCGAUGUAGGUUUGAUCAACAAGCCCACGCUCAGUUCAGUGGAUGAAGAGGUCAUCAAGAAGGUUGGAUCAAGCCCGUUCGUUCUCGUUGUGGAAUCCUUCAACCAGAAGACUGGGCUUGGGUCCAAGUUUGGAACGUGGCUUCUCGAACGUAGGCUCGCUCCCAAGUAUGCCUACCUGGGAACGACUAAAGAGGGCUGUGGCGGUCUUUGGGAGCAAAUUCCCUACCAGGGUCUUGAUUCGGAUUCGAUUGCCGCGAAGAUUGUAGUGUUGGCCAACUAAGCGGCGUUGAAGAUCGUAGUGUAAGAUUAGAGAAGUGUAGGGCUGACCAGGCCCGGAUUCAUGUAUGUACAACCAAUAUUAGAUCUUUUCGCUUUGCUUC
This is a messenger RNA of Desarmillaria tabescens, 2032 nucleotides long. Its product is annotated as thiamine diphosphate-binding protein. The coding region runs from base 49 to 1932 and encodes 627 amino acids. The record is from RefSeq and is a predicted model, not a curated record. The transcript is spliced from 10 exons. Lineage: Eukaryota; Fungi; Basidiomycota; Agaricomycetes; Agaricales; Physalacriaceae. Gene Ontology annotation, molecular function: catalytic activity.